This is a messenger RNA of Cladocopium goreaui, 552 nucleotides long. The record is from the annotation of a GenBank genome assembly. Lineage: Eukaryota; Dinophyceae; Suessiales; Symbiodiniaceae.
AUGCAGUCGCCCUUGACCCAUCGUGCUUUGCUACAAGCAGGCUUGGCAACUGCUAGUGGCGGCCUUGGUCUGCGGCAUGCAGCUCUGCAUGGGGCAGCUGCUUACACUGCGUCUGUGGCCGCCACGGCUGAUUUGUGCUUGGCUUUAGAUGCGAACUACAUUCAAAUUCCUCCAUUGGAUGAAGCUUUUCGGGCUGUUAAUGAGGUGGUGUGCGCUGCUGACUCCUUCCCUGUCCUGGUUCGCAUACGGCUGCGGCUGGCUUUGUCUGACACAAAGACAUCGCAUGCCCCUUGUGUGACAGCAUUGCGGACUGGUUCGGUGACCGCGCCCGCAUGUGCCCAUGUGGCGGUGACCCGAAACGGCUCCGUUCUGUGCUUGCGGCCCGAGCAGGUGGCUGGCCUGAGCCCUGAAAUUGAAAAAAGUGGGCUUCUCCCACCUCGCCCCGAAGAGCAUGGUGGGCCGGAGGAUGGUUCCCGUUCAAAGCGGUCGCCGCGAAGCCGAUGUCUGCAUCCCUUCCUCGGGGUUGCACGGCAGCUUUUGACCUGGCUGUGA